AUGCGUCCGAAUACUGUGUGCUUGGGAUUCUUCGACAAUCAGCGUUCAAAGGAUAUAUUGUCCAAUAUUCUCUCUGAUCGCAAGUCAUUGAUACCCUCAUCCCUUCGAUCGUCUGUCAGGAUGUCGGACUGCACAGAGCUUCUUCCUACGAAUGGCCCCGAUCCUUUGGGUCCUACAGACUUUUUGGUGCAUGGCCUCCGUGGUCUGGACAAAGGAUGGAACUCAGGCAUAGGCGACAGCAAUUCUUCAGGCUCUCGUAUGAACGCUGAACAGUAUGUCAGCCUUAUUCGUGAGAUCCUCAGCAUGGAGACAAAUGUUGUCCUCGCUCGUCAUUUUGAUAAAGUUAUAUUCGAAGAUAAUUUGACGGGAUUUGAUAAAGUGAAGUAUUUCCUACACCGCCUUCGGCGUCGUGGCCACGAACGUGAGCAAGCAUCCACAUCAUACGAGGUCGCCAUCGAUGUGGAUUUUGAAGAUUCCUCCCACGUGGUAUAUCGUGUGCCUUCAACCGGAUGUGUAAGAAUUGCUAACGAUCGCUCUCCGUUCUUUGACAUAUGGCCGGUUAAUUUACUAGAUUUUCUGACUAACACCUCGAUGUCUUUCGGACGUGAGCUGGAUCGCACUGGGCUCUUCUUGCUUCAACUCGCUUGUUUGGUCGCAAGGUCUCCCUACUGGAGAAGCCGACGCCAUCGACCUUUGUUACGGGUAUUCUUCCCUCUGCCUCCAACUGGGAAUGGUGUCGACGAAACAACGCUCUUAACAUCUGUUAGCUCCGUGGCCGACAUGGCUCAUUUGUGGCUCAGACGUCUCCUGCAUGAUCUCCGUAUUGCGGCAGACAUCAAGAUAGUGACAAUGGAUUCUGCUUUCUUCUCACUUGAUUCGGGUAGAUGCGCUUCAGUCGAGGUUUUGAAUGAGCUCAUUCGAGCAAAUUGCCAUCCAGACACUGCUGCACUUUUCCUAUAUCUGCAGAAGCCACCCGACCGAACCGAAAAUAACAUCUACCGCCCUAUGAAAAAUCUCCUGGAAAACUUGCCUGAUUUCACUUUUACCACUGGUGAAAUGACAGACAUCUUUCUUUUAGGUCUACGGUAUACUUCACUCAAACGUUCGUCGAAUAUUGUGGAUUUCCCGGUACAUGCUUUGACACUUUAUGUUACCCAGCCAUCGCCGCAGCGUACACCUAGCUACGAUUUUUUUUAUUCAUAA
Dicrocoelium dendriticum is the source of this 1203-nucleotide messenger RNA. Lineage: Eukaryota; Metazoa; Platyhelminthes; Trematoda; Plagiorchiida; Dicrocoeliidae. The record is from the annotation of a GenBank genome assembly.